GACACUGAGACACUACCAGAGACCAGACCAGUACCAUACUAGACCAGACCUGACAGGGGCUCAUCUGCACCAACAUGGCUGAGACGGGCGGAGACACAAUAUUUGGAAAAAUCAUACGCAAAGAGAUUCCUGCCGACUUAGUCCACGAGGACGACCUGUGUGUGGCCUUCCGUGAUGUCAAUCCUCAAGCUCCCACUCAUAUCCUCGUCGUCCCAAGAAAGCCAAUUGUUCGACUGUCACAAGCGGAGGAUAGCGAUGCUGCAUUGUUGGGCCACUUGAUGAUAGUUGCGAAGAAGUGUGCUCAAGAUGCGGGCCUGUCUAAAGGCUUCAGGAUUGUCAUCAAUGACGGGGAGAACGGAGGCCAGACGGUCGACCACAUCCACCUCCACGUCCUGGGUGGACGCAGUAUGAAGUGGCCCCCCGGCUAAACUCCAUCUCCCAGCACAGAUCGUCCUGCCAUCAGUGUUCACGUCUGUUGUCCGACAACCAGUGCUGUUCAAUUUUGACCAAACCAGUCUGUCAUAGGAAGUGCAAGUCAAACAAAAUGUGGAAAUUCAUCAACGAUAAUAAAAAAGCGCUCAAAAACAA
Sebastes umbrosus (honeycomb rockfish) is the source of this 588-nucleotide messenger RNA. RefSeq names its product histidine triad nucleotide binding protein 1 (gene hint1). Gene Ontology annotation, molecular function: hydrolase activity. The record is from RefSeq and is a predicted model, not a curated record. Bases 75 to 428 code for a protein of 117 amino acids. Gene Ontology annotation, cellular component: cytoplasm; nucleus. Gene Ontology annotation, biological process: purine ribonucleotide catabolic process. Lineage: Eukaryota; Metazoa; Chordata; Actinopteri; Perciformes; Sebastidae. The transcript has 3 exons.